GAGAAAAGCAGCACAGGAACAGCCAAAGAUUUCUGAAACACGCUAACGCGACUUUUGGAGAGCAGAAGAUUGUCCCUUGGCGCACACCUUACAUAAACCCCACGGUGCUGUGAAAACUUAGCAUAAAACAGCUGGAGCUCUCUCUGUUUGCCGCUUUAUGUAAACGCUUUGCUUAACUGUAGCCAGCGUUUACGCUUAAGUUUAGCUUUUUCCAUGUGAGGCCUACAGCUGUCGGUUUGUUUACUGUGCUGCAGGUUUUCGGCUCUUUGAUCUACCUCCACCGUCCCAUUUCUCUGCACCUGUCAACAUGGUCAACGUGCACAAAGGGGUCCUUGUUGAAUGUGAUCCUGCCAUGAAACAGUUUCUCCUCUAUCUGGAUGAAACGAUGGCAUUGGGAAAGAAGUUCAUCCUCAAGGACCUUGACGACACGCAUGUGUUUAUCCUUGCAGAGGUGGUUCAAACCCUCCAGGAGAGAGUUGGAGAGUUAAUGGACCAGAAUUCAUUCCCCAUCACGCAGAAAUGACCCCAAACUCUCAGAAGAGGUGUUUCAUCUUUGACAUGAAAUGUUCGUGAUUUAGAUUAAUAUGGUUUGCAGCGUUUUAACUGCAGACAACAAUGAAUUACGUGAAAAUACUCAAGGAGUUUCAAAUCUAUUUUAAUAGCCAGUUGCACAGUACGUUAGUGCUUUCUCUAUGCUUUCUUUAAAUUGAAGAUUUGUUACUGGAUCUGCAGCAGACUGUCUUUUUUUGUUUGUUUGUUUCAUUUAUGGAUAAAUGCAGCAAGGAUCCAAACCAAAAUAAGUUGACUGAACUGGUUGUCAUUUUUUAUUGGGUUUGCAACUUUU
Archocentrus centrarchus (flier cichlid) is the source of this 844-nucleotide messenger RNA. It is a transcript of the gene gtf2h5, whose product is annotated as general transcription factor IIH, polypeptide 5. The coding region runs from base 308 to 523 and encodes 71 amino acids. The record is from RefSeq and is a predicted model, not a curated record. Lineage: Eukaryota; Metazoa; Chordata; Actinopteri; Cichliformes; Cichlidae. Gene Ontology annotation, biological process: transcription initiation at RNA polymerase II promoter; nucleotide-excision repair, preincision complex assembly; transcription by RNA polymerase II. Gene Ontology annotation, cellular component: transcription factor TFIIH core complex; transcription factor TFIIH holo complex. The transcript has 3 exons.